Podarcis muralis (Common wall lizard) is the source of this 8339-nucleotide messenger RNA. Lineage: Eukaryota; Metazoa; Chordata; Lepidosauria; Squamata; Lacertidae. The record is from RefSeq and is a predicted model, not a curated record.
GAUUCGCUGCCUGCAUCUCCUUUUGUAUGCGGCGAGGGGCGGGGAGGCGCUAGCCCCCGCCUCCGCCCCGUCCUUCCUCCUCCCUCCUCCUCCGCCUUCCUCCUAUGCUAAGCCAGCGCCAGGCGAGAGCCGCUCGCCAGCAUCUCCGGCUGGCCAGUCCUCUCUCGCCAUCCCUGCAGUGAAAGGGCCGCCCAGGGAUGCCUUUCCAGCUGUGAUGCCCCCCAGCAAGCGGCUGGUGGAGCCCCCUGGUCCAAUCCUGGCAGCAGCAGCAGACACCCCCGGAUUGGUCCCUUGGGUGCUGCCGCUGUCUCCCCGACACCCAAAGGGAUGAAGAGGCGGGAGGAUCCCUCUGCAGAGAGCCAGCAGGGAGCCAUGCCGGGCAGCGGGGGUGCUGGCAGGGGGGAAGGCGUUAGGGCAGCCCUCCAGGAGGAGGAGGAGGACGAGGAGGUCCCAAGCUGGGGGUCCUCGGAGCAAGCCCCCCCGGAAAGCGCCGCGCUCGGGCACUGCCAGGUGCCCGCAUCACCCCAGUACGGUGUGAGUUACCGUUGUCUCCUGCGUCAGAACCAAGUCCUCCUUACAGCGCUGGAGGAGCUGCAGUCCCGCUGUGCCGCCCUGAAGAAGGAGAACAGCCUGCUGCACAAGAGCUGCUUCCCAGAGACUCAGGAGAAAGUGAGGCACCUGAAGAGGAAAAAUGCUGAGCUGGCCGUCAUCGCCAAGCGCCUGGAGGAAAGGGCACGGAAGCUCCAGGAAGCCAACCUCAAAGUAGUCAACACCCCGGUUGCGGUGAAGGGCUCCUGUGCGGGACUCUGCAAGAAAGCACUGGCCCGCCAGCGGGCUAUGGACCUGCGCGAGCAAGCCAGUGUGCUGCUGGCAAAGGACAAGCAGAUCAACGCCCUGCAGCAGGAAUGCCAAGACCUGCAGGCCAAAAUCACGUCGGGAAAGGAAGCUUCUUCUCCUUGCCUCCCCCUCCUGGACUUCCGCCACCUGCUCCAAGAGUCGCAGAAGGAGGUGCUGCGUCUACAGAGGCAGAUCGCCCUGAAGAAUUUCAAGGCAUCCCUGGGCUCUCACAGCCAGGGGUCAGGGGAUGCUUCCUUGGCAUCAGUCAUGGGCAUGGGGUCCCCUGCACCAGCCCUGCCGGCCUACUCAAAUGGCUUUUCUCCUUCAAGGGUCUCACGGCAGCGAAAUGUGCUGUCCUCUGCAGUGGAGGCAGUGAGGAAGAGGGGCCCCAGAGCCCAUCCUCUGGCACAAGUGCAUGAUGGGUAUGAAACCCUCCCUGUGAAGAAGGGGGUCGCAACUUCUCCCGAGACCAAACGGCAGAUCCAGCAAUUGGAGUCUGAGCUCAGAAGAAAGCGGAAACAAUGUGAAAACCUUGAACAUGAAGUGAGGAAGAAGCACAAGAGAUGUGCAGAGCUCGAAAUCCAAUUGCAGGAGGUGCAAAGCAAUAAUGUCCGGCUGUGUGAGGAGAACACUCUGCUUCAUGGGCAAUUGGAGUGGACAGAAAAGGUUGAAUCUGAAAAUGCUGACUUGAGGUUGCAGGUGGCUGUGGUGACCGAGGAACGGGAUUCUGCUCUCCAGAAAACCCAGGAGCUCCAGAACAGGCUGGAGAGUCUCGGGCAGGCGCUAAAGCACAUGAGAGAUGUUGCGGAACGAAGGCAGCAGCUGGAACAGGAGCAUGAGAGGGCCCUGCAGGCCUUGCAGAAGAAACAGGAGGAAGUCAGGCAACUGCAGCAGGCCCAGGCUGAAGCAAGGAAGGAGCACGAGGGAGCAGUCCAGCUCUUGGAGAAUUCCUUGGAUUGCAUGCAGGCCCGCGUGAGAGAGCUGGAGGAACAGUGCCAUAGCCACACGGAGCAGUUUAAUUUCCUCUCUCAAGAGCUCAAGCAGUUUCGUCUCCAAACUGAGAAAAUCAGUCUUCCGCCUUCUUCCCAGGUGACGUCCGAAGUCACCUUCACCACUUGCCAGACUUCUCUGCAGCUCCUGGAGGGACUCAAGGAGAAAGAUCCAGAAACUGCCACCAUCUCUCCCCGGUGCAGCCAGAAAGCUCAAGAUGGAGGGCUGGAAGGAAUCUCCCGCCUUGCUGAGCCCGUGGUGCCCGCUGUGGUCAGAAGCCCAGGUGCAAAUACCCCUCCGCUUGCCUCGAAGAAAAUGGUCAGGAAACUGGAGUCCCAGUCCAGCUCCUCAAGAUCCGAGUCCAUGCAGAACAGCCCCAAAUCCUGCCCUACCCCUGAGGUGGACACAGCCAGUGAAAUGGAAGAGCUGGAUAUCGACACGAUCUCACUAAUCCCAGAACCAGAGAACCAAGGUCCAGUGAAGCUCCGAGUCUUCUUAGCUCGUUACAGCUACAAUCCAUUUGCCGGCCCCAACGAGAACCCCGAAGCAGAACUCCCGCUGACGGCCGGUGAGUACAUUUACGUCUACGGAGAAAUGGACGAAGAUGGCUUCUUUGAAGGGGAGCUGAUGGAUGGGCGGAGAGGCCUGGUCCCCUCCAACUUCGUAGAGCGAGUUUCAGACGAGGACCUUGUGACGUUCCUGCCUCAGGAACUCCACGAUCUCUCCCAGAGCUCUCCUCUGGAAAGGAGCUCCCUCAGCACCAGCCUCAGCAGCGCGGAAAGGAGCGACUGCUCCACCGAGGAGCUCAGCGCCAGCACAGCACCCUCCAGGCUGGAAGAGGACGAGGGAGCCACACCCACGGAACGAGCCUCGCUAGUAGUGCCUUACCCCAGGAAGGUGACCCUCAUCAAGCAGUUUGGCAGCAGCCUCUUGGUGGGCUGGGAGCCCCCCCUGCCCACCCCCGGCUCCUCGGAGAUCCAGAGCUACAACCUCUACGUGGAUUCCGAGCUGCGGCAAACCGUGAAGGCCGGAUCGCAGACGAAGGCUGUCGUCGAGAGGCUGGACUUGAAAACGAGAACCUACCGCCUCUCUGUGCAAAGCGUCUCGGAGGCCGGGAGCUCUGACCGGUUGCGGUGCACUUUCCUGGCCGGGGGCGGGUUUGCCGUGGCCCCCACCCAGCUCAGGGUGCGGAGCGUAGCGGCCACCUCAGCGCAGAUCUCUUGGGUGCCCAGCAACAGCAACUUCCCACACACCGUGUACCUUAACGGGGAGGAGCACGAGGCCGCCAAGGCGGGAGUCUACUGGUACACCUUCCGGAACUUGAACCCGAGCACUUCCUACGUGGCCACGGUGGAAGUCCAGCCGCAGCAGCAGGCGCUCGGGGAACCGGCCCCAGAGAAGCAGGAUCAGCCGCUUUCCGCAGAGAUCCAGUUCACAACGGCAUCAGCAGGGUCUCCAGAUGCUCCCCUGGAUGUCCGAGUGGAGGCUGGUCCCAGCCCUGGGAUUCUGGUGAUCAGCUGGCUGCCUGUCACCAUCGAUGCAGAAGGAUCGUCCAAUGGGGUGCGAGUCACCGGCUACGCCGUGUACGCAGAUGGGCAAAAGGUGAUGGAAGUGACCUCUCCGACAGCUGGCAGCGUCCUGGCUGAGAUUUCCCAGCUCCAGAUCCUGCAGGUCUGCCAGGAAGUCUCCGUAAGAACUGUGUCCCUUUAUGGCGAGUCAGUGGAUUCGGUGCCUGCUCAGAUCCCCUUGGCUCUGUUGGGAGACGCCACCAGCUGUUCCUCUCCGCUGGAGUUUGGCGGUCCUGCCGUCGUGCAGCUUCCGGGCAGGGAGGGGCGGGAUGUCCUCACCUCCCAGACCUCCCAGGCAUGCGGGACGGAGGACACCCCUGCAGCCGCUGCCACCGAUUCCUUUGCCAAAUCCACCUCCCAGCCUAGCGUCAGCAGAAAGAAGUCUGGGAGCGCCUUGCUGGCGGAGACCUCCCCCAAGGGGUCCACCUCUCCCACCGGGGCUGCCUUGACACAUGUGCCGCAGGGUUCACCUCCAGAAAUGGGUCCUCUACCUAGGGGAGAAGGGAAUGCUUUUGCACCAGUGACUGAGGGCAAUCCAGCCAUGCUCAGGAAGGAAUCUGAAGAGGGCGACCAGCAGCCCCUGCUGGUGUCCAGAGCGCAGGAGGCAGCGAGCCGAGGGGAAGCCUGCUCUGCCGAUCUGGGGGCGAAAGAGCCUCCACCCGAAAGGGGGGCAGAAAGCGAUCCAAGUUGCCUGGGAGCGAAGCUGUUGCCACCCAGCAGGUCUUCCCUGCAAGGCGAGGAGAGGUCCGCCGACUCGGGGCAAAGCGAGAGGCGAGCCCCAGAAUCUGUGGCUGGAUCUUCCGGGAGGUUGAAGCUGCUAAAGGAGAUUCCCAGGGAUGACUCCUUGCUGGCGCCCAGGGUCAGAAGAGAGGGAGAGAAAAGGUCUGAUGCGGGAAAUCGUCCGGUGACUCUUCUGACUGACCACAGCCGCGGGUCAGACCUGUCUGAUAUCAUGGAGGAAGAGGAGGAGGAAGAAGAGGAAGCAAGUCAGCCGUCUGGCAAGGCAGGAGAAUCAAAAUGGGCUCCAAGUGAAUGCCCUGGCAGAGAAAAUGGAGAGAAGCUGGACCUUGGCGACACCGAUAGCGACGAAGAGAUCCUGGAACGGAUCCUGGAGAUGCCAUUGCAAAAAAACUGCAGCAAAGCACUUUUCAGCAUCCCAGAAGUAACGGAAGAAGAGGAGGAGGAAGAAGAUUGGGACCACGGCCUGAACAGACCAGUUUCACCCCCUCUGGCAAGGAAGUCUUCUGAUGGCUUCCGGGAUAGGUCUCCCUACAAAAGAACAGAAGCUCCUCCUCUUCCUGUGGAUGCUCCACCGAAGAGGAACCAGGUUCCGUCAGAGGAGGAAGUCUUGCUGGAUGUCCCCGGGAAGUUCAGGAGAGAGGGUGUGAGUGAAAUGCCAGCUUACCCUGGGAACUGGGAGUGGGAUUGCCCUGAGAUUGCUGUGGAGAGGAAGUCUUCCCAGUGGGGAAGGCCCAGCCGUUGCAGAGAGAAAGGACUCGCUCCAUCCCAGGGAAACAGGAAGAGGAAGGUGGAUAUACAAGAACGACCCACCCGUUCCAUGCUGAGCAGUUCCCACCAAGGCGGAGGAGGCCUCUACAGGGCCCGGAGCCUGAAGGAAAACUUGGACGUGAUCACCAGCCUCGGGGUGGAGGACAAGUCGGAUCUGUGCAGCUGGGCGAGGCAGAGACCCCGCCAAAGGAGGACGGUGCCCCUCGAGGCGGCGGGGGAGGAAGAUGGCCCCGGAAGCCUCUCCCGCUGCCUCAGCCCGGAGAGCUUGGAGAUCAACGUCGAGUACGACUCCGACGAGGACAUGACGAUCACGUCCACCCCGGCCAGCCAGCUCAGUUUGGACGGGAGGGCCGACGGAUCCCCCACGGACUGCGAAGAGGGGUGGAGUGACUCCUCCAGCCGCUCGGGGUCGGUCCAGUCCAGCGGGCCGAGGGAGCUGAAGAGGUGCAGCAGCUGGGAAGAGGAGAGUGGGGAAUGGAGCACGUCCCCCAGCCGCUCACCCGGGAGGCUCUGCUGGAGGAGGAGGGCCUCCGCGGGUGCCUCUGAGGAGAGGAGCCGGAGCCUGGAGAGGAACCCCUCUCUCUGGAGAGGCGGGCUGGAGCGGCCUUGGAAGGAUGUCCUUCCAUCGUCACACCCACGGGUGUCGGGCAAUGGCAACCUUGAGCUGCUGAACUCAACCUCUUGGCAGGUCCCUACCAGGAGAGGCAGGCGUCCCCGAAGAAGGUCUCAAGAUGUAGCAGAACCUCCCGACACAAAUUCCGACUCUUGGAGAAGCCCUUCCCCUGAACCAAUGGACUCUGGGGGCUCAGCCCGACUCUUUGUGGCCCUCUUUGACUAUGACCCUCCCUCAAUGUCUCCAAACCCCGACGCAGCUGAGGAAGAGCUCCCCUUUCAGGAGGGACAGAUCCUGAAGGUUUAUGGCCACAAGGAUGCUGACGGAUUCUACAGAGGAAAAUGCGGGGGGAGAACGGGCUAUGUCCCCUGCAACAUGGUCUCCGAGGUCCAGGUGGACAGCGAGGCCACCAGGAAGCAACUCCUAGAGGAAGGACGGAUCCCUACAGACAUGCUGGUGGAAAGUCUAGAUAACGGUGUGUUUUCCCCGCCUCCUCGUCGCCUCACAGUUCGCCCACCAAAACCUCGGCGGUCCAAAAAAGUGGAACAGGAGAAGCAAGAAGAGAAGAAUCCUUGCUUUGAUGCUCACAAAGGUCAGGAUCUGAGCUCUGAGGACGAUGCCCCAAGGACUAUGGUGGCCAUCUUUGACUACAACCCCAAAGAGAAUUCUCCCAACCUGGAUAUGGAGGCAGAGCUGAGGUUUUGCGCUGGGGAUAUUGUCACUGUGUUCAGUUCCAUGGACGAUGACGGGUUCUAUUACGGGGAGGUGAAUGGGCAGAAGGGCCUUGCACCAUCUAACUUCCUGGAAGCAAUGUCCUUGGAUGGAGAGCUACCUGCGGAGCCCAACCUUGGAAGGCAGAGAAUGAGAAAGCGGAGAGUCCAGUGACACACGCCAGGCAGGCAGAGGGAGACAGAACGACGGAGAGAAACCAUCAGCGGCAUUCACCAGAUUAUGAGGCACAGCCUUCUGUCUUGGAGUAGCAGCUAGAUAGCCCCAUGCCAUCUCAGUCAGAUGAGAGCCUUUGACCCAUGGGCCUCUCGUGCUUCGGACGUAUCAGCUUGGAAGAAGGAGAAGAUAAGCUUCUGUGGGUCUGAGCAAGGCUGGCGAUGACGCAGAGCUGAGACGCUGCAGUGCAAGAUGAAUUCUGAUUACCAGAAACUUAAGCCUUGCUGGCAGUUUACUUCCAGGAACUGAGGAUGUGCUGGUCGCUCUGUGAAGCGCUCUAGAAAGGGACUCCGACAGGAACAUUUGCCAUUUUAGUUUACCUUUUCUCUGAUGUGUGGUUUUGGCCGUGAUGUUGUCCGAUGGAUGUUUCCCAUCUCCAUUAUCUGAGAAAACGUUCCCCUUGGUUAGGAACCAAAGCUCCUUUCCCUAGGCCUGCAUGGGGUGGGGUGGGGACUCUCCACCAGUCCAGGAUUUUCCUUGAGGCCUCCCACUGGUCUGUUGGGGAUAGAUUUUUACAGCAGGGGUAUCUGAGAAAAAGACGGACAGUGAUCCCACCACGAUGUAUGUGUGUCAUGUUUUCUGAAAGCUGAAAUAGAUUUUACUUGGGAUUCCCACCCACUGGCUAUUCAUGCAGAUUCACACUACAGGCCUCGUGCAAUUUAUAAUCCAGAUCAUGGAAGAUUCUAAAUUGCUAGCAAUUGUGGCAGAGUUUUCCCUCUCACACUAGGAUCACCAUUUGAGGAUUUAAUGCCAGAUAGGCCUAAGCGGAUGAGGAGACACAUAUGGUCAUCCAGAUGUGGUUCCCCAGCAGCCACCAUGGCCAAUGAUCUGGGAUGAUGGAGGAGAUGGUGACUUGCCAUGCUGGUUGUACUUUGCCCCCUUGGUCAGAGGCAAUAAUGCUUCUGAAAACCAGUUUUCUGGAAAUCGCAGAAAGGGAGGGUGCUCAGGUCCUGCUUGCGGUCUUCCCAGAAGAGGCAUUUUGCUGGCCACUGGGAGAACACGAUGCUGGAGGGCACUUCUGAACUCCCUCUGAAUGAGGCACCAACAGUUGCUGGAAACCACAAGAGGGAAGAGUUGCUCUUGCGCUUGGGUUCUGCUUGCAGGUUUCCCAUCCCACAGGCACCUCGUUGGCCACCGGCCUAGACGGGCUUUUGGUUUCAUCCAGCAGGCUCAUCGUAUGUUCUUAUGACUCCACCAACAUUUGAACAACCCAGAGCCUCUGGGUAAUUUUGGUCACAGUGACUUAGCAGUCUGGGAGCCCUCGUCUCCUCAGAGUCUUUUCACAUUCUUGCACUGGAUCAGAUCCUGAGGGCCAUUAUAGUUCUCUUUGCCACUGGGCAGGGUGUUUUAAGACAGGUCAGCUGAAUAAGGUCCUCCCCCCUACUCUUGAGGAUUCUCACUUCAUAUCUUUUUACAGUCCUUGAAAUUCCUCAAGUGUUUCCCUCAGUUCAACACCCCAAAUCUCGGGAUUUUACAUUCUGCAAAAUUCAACUUCACAGCACUCUUUUCAUAAUAGCUUCGUUUCCUACCUCACCAAACCUACCAGAACAUGCAGGUGACAUUUGGCAGGACCCAUUCCAUAGAUUUCUGGCUGCGUGAUAAGGACAGCCUUGCUGGGUGAGACCAAAGGGCUCUAUCCUGUUUCCCAUAUGCUUCCAGGAAGCUCACAAGCAGAGCAGGGGGAAAACCUUCAAAGUAUUUUCAGAACCAAGUGUUUUGAUAAAAUCCAGCACCUUUCACACAUUCCCACAUCUCCGGGGCUAGUGAAAAAAUCCCCCAAGCAGGUUGGUCGAGCAUGGGACUAUAAAAUAGGCCCAAAAUUUCUCCUUAAAUGAAAUUUCUUGUUCUGUAGAAACUCUGGAGAAAUUUCUUUUUUU